This is a messenger RNA of Choloepus didactylus (southern two-toed sloth), 771 nucleotides long. RefSeq names its product toll/interleukin-1 receptor domain-containing adapter protein-like. The transcript has 2 exons. The record is from RefSeq and is a predicted model, not a curated record. NCBI's taxonomy places the organism in Eukaryota, Metazoa, Chordata, Mammalia, Pilosa, Megalonychidae. Gene Ontology annotation, biological process: signal transduction. Bases 1 to 660 code for a protein of 219 amino acids.
AUGGCAUCUCCAACUUCCCCCGCAGCUCCUCGAUCCCGGACCAGACCUCUGGGCAAGAUGGCUGAUUGGUUCAGGCAAGCCCUGUUGAAGAAGCCCAAGAAGAUGCCCAUUUCCUCAGAAAGCUCCAAUGAUGUCUCAGAGACGACCUCAGAGGACAGCCCCGCAGACCCGAGCUGCAGCUCAGUCAGGUCUCCCAGCCCCCCAGCCUCCACCAUGGGCACCAGCAGCAGUGGCCGCUGGAGCAGAGACUAUGACGUCUGCGUGUGCCACAGCGAGGAGGACCUGGCGGCCGCCCAGGAGCUGGUCUCCUACCUGGAGGGUGGCGCCGCCCGCCUGCGCUGCUUCCUGCAGCUCCGCGAUGCUGCCCCAGGGGGCGCCAUCGUGUCGGAGCUGUGCCAGGCCCUGAGUAAUAGCCACUGCCGCGUGCUGCUCAUCACCCCAGGCUUCCUCAAGGACCCGUGGUGCAGAUACCAGAUGCUGCAGGCUCUGAGCGAGGCACCGGGCUCGGAGGGCCGCACCAUCCCCCUGCUGUCGGGCCUGAGCAGAGCCGCCUACCCCGCUGAGCUCCGCUUCAUGUACUUCAUGGACGGCAGGGGCCCCGAAGGCGGCUUUCGCCAAGUCCAGGAAGCUGUUGUGCGCUAUCUGCAGACACUCAGCUGACACUCAGCUGACACUUCACCAUGGGACCCAGAAAGUUGGAGCAAAGUUGGAAAUCGAGUUAGAGAGCCCAGCCACGGCCUCCGGUUCUGGCAGAAGAUGUGACGAGAGGCG